Penicillium macrosclerotiorum is the source of this 498-nucleotide messenger RNA. RefSeq names its product holo-ACP synthase. The record is from RefSeq and is a predicted model, not a curated record. NCBI's taxonomy places the organism in Eukaryota, Fungi, Ascomycota, Eurotiomycetes, Eurotiales, Aspergillaceae. Gene Ontology annotation, molecular function: magnesium ion binding; holo-[acyl-carrier-protein] synthase activity. Bases 1 to 498 code for a protein of 165 amino acids. The transcript has a single exon. Gene Ontology annotation, biological process: fatty acid biosynthetic process.
AUGAAGCCGCUCCCCUUUCCUCUUCCCUUCAACAUCGGCACUGACAUUGUCCACCUUCCCCGCAUAACCCGCCUGCUCCAGCGCCCCGGCUACCUCACCCGCUUCACCCGGCGAAUCCUCAGCGAGCACGAACAGCACGAUUUCCACGUCCGCUUCAAAGACACCAUCGCGCCAAAUUUCCACUCCUCGUCGUGCCCUCCCUCCAAUGUUGGCUCACAACCCCCCAUCACACCAGAAAUGACGCGCUGGCUGGCCGGCCGCUUCGCCGCCAAGGAAGCCGCGCGCAAAGCCGCACCCGACGGGGCAGCGUCAAUUGGGUGGAAAGAUGUCGUCGUUCGGACGCAAGAGGCCCGCGGGACGGAGAUUCAGGGCACGAGCCGUCGGCCGGAGGUCGUGUACUUGGGGCCCGACGCGCAUGAGAGUCUUGCGCGGGUGGGCCGGUUGUCUAUCUCGCAUGACGGGGACUAUGUGGUCGCGACUGUGUUGGCCGCUGGGUGA